This is a messenger RNA of Cydia pomonella (codling moth), 1857 nucleotides long. RefSeq lists its product as uncharacterized. The record is from RefSeq and is a predicted model, not a curated record. Bases 1313 to 1762 code for a protein of 149 amino acids. The transcript has 3 exons. Lineage: Eukaryota; Metazoa; Arthropoda; Insecta; Lepidoptera; Tortricidae.
AUUAUUAUAAUUAUAUUCUCCACAGAAAUUGACUUACUUUGGCUUAACUUAUUAUCCUACGAGUAUGUCCCCUAGAUGGGGCAGAGGGCGUCCACAGUGCGCUGCCAUUGCCAUCUGGAUCGGUCUUGAGCUUCGUGCUUGAGUUCGAUCCAAGUCUUCCCAAUAGCCUUCGCCUCUGCAAUAAUAGUCCGGCACCAGGACUGCUUUGGACCGCAACGUUUCCUCUUUUUUUGGAGAUUCUAGUUUAGGUCUUGCCUCGGUAUGUGGUCACGAUCCCUUCGACCUAAGUACACUCGUUAUUUAUAUUGAACUUGGCUCUCAUUUCACAUUUAUGUUUCUGAUGGGAUGUAUAAGUACUUACCACAGCUAAGCUAUUUAUUUAUUAUAUAAGUUAAAAUUUAAAGCUUCCAAACUUUUGUAUGAAAUUUGUUUUAUACUCCUAAUUCCUAUAAUAAUCGAAAAAUCGAAUAAAGAAAGCUAUGGUUAACUUUAUGUACAUAAUUUUUUUUCAUAAAGCGUCAGUAUCCGGAAAGGAAAAUAGGGACUAUGACUGUAUGACGAAGCGGUCGUCCACACCCCUUUUACCUAAACGUCUAGAAACAUGUUUAAUAUUAUAAAUAAUCCCUACAUCCCUACUAAUAUUAUAAAUUCUAAAAUAACUCUGUCGGCCUGUUACGGGCACGCGUAAACCGAUUUAGAUGAAUUUUGAAUGGAUAUAAUUUGAGACUUGAGUUAGGCCAUAGGAUAGUUUUUAUUAUCAAUCGUCUUAAUCAUCCCACGCAGACGAAGUCGCGGGUAAAUAAAUAAAUCUUGGGUUGAACUUUUGUUUGAACAUAUCAACUGGUGAACAGUUUUUCCAGUUUACGAUUUGUUAUUAUUUUAACGGAAAUUCAUUUUUAAACUUUCUCAAAUGAAAUGUAAAAAAAAUUAGUCAAUUUCACUGAUAUUUUUUUUCAAUAUUGUUUGGCUUAAGACGAUUCAGUUAAUUAUCUUUAAAAAGUGAAUCGCCUGUUGAUCUAUCAAAAGAAAAUAUGAACCUACCACGGUGAAUUGGGGUCAACAGCUGGGAAUAAUCAAAGCAUCGUGCCAAAAAGAAACCUUGAAAACUCCAAAUUCUCGGUACUCUUUAAACUUUACAGAAUGGUUUGAAAUUAAGUUUUGUGGCAUUUACCUAUUACAGUGCGCUACAAUAAGAAAUUCGUCAAAGCAACCCUUCCUCCUCUACACCAAAUCAAAUCAUUGGUCGUCAAAUUCAGGACUAAGGAAUAACUGGAAAAACUUCAAUGUUGUUGUAAAUAGCUAUGAUGUGGGCAUGACAGCGUUGGCAAUUGCCGGAGCAGUGCAGGAACAGGCCAAGUUCCCACAACUUGACCCGAAACUUGCCUAUUACCACACCACUGCCUGGAGGUGGACCUUAAGGCAGUUGAGUCUAUACCCGGAUAUAUUUUAUAAGAAGUUCUGCCAAUUGCACAAAGUAUGGCGUCGACGAUUCUUCUACGAGGAUGUGUUCGUACCCGAAUGGUUAAAAAAAAUGUUGGUGUGGGUUGAUAAUACCUCAUGGGAUAAAGAAGAAAAUAUGACUCAGCGGUACAAUAUAUACGCAAAACGCGAAUUUGACAAGACUGAUAGAUAUCCACCCAAGAAAUUCGUUUCAGAUGAAUCAUUCAGCAAUUCAACAAGUAUUUUCUAUCCAGGCAAUUUUAUAAAUACACUAUAUGACGAAGGAUUACCCAUCCAAGUUCCCAGACAAAAGAAAAACUGAUGGGGCUAAGAGAAAUUCCCUAUAAGAAAAUUAGCUAUUUUUAACUAUCUAUUUUUUUAUUUCUCUAGUUCAUAAUUUCAAACGAGACUUGUAAC